Molecule: messenger RNA, 2629 nt
Organism: Linum trigynum
Lineage: Eukaryota; Viridiplantae; Streptophyta; Magnoliopsida; Malpighiales; Linaceae
Source: the annotation of a GenBank genome assembly
UUUGAAGCACAGUUGGGGGGAUUGGGGUUGGCGCUAAGGGAAGAAAUAUGGGGUUGGCGCUAAAGGAAGAAAAGGUCGAUGUAGGACUGAAACUAGGACCCAGUUGAUGAGCAUGCAGUAGGGUCGUGCGUAGCGGCCAUUACAUCUAAAGCUUCGACCCCAAUAUUAAUAUUAUCAUCGGACUCUGUAGCUCAGAUGUCCGUUUCCGGCGAUCUGAUCCCGGAGCGGUGAAACGGACGGAAGUAUUCGUAGGCAUAGGAAUCAUAAAUUAUCAGGGCUGCCUGAAACUAGCAAAAACUCUCUUACUGACCGUUAAGAACUUAUGUGACCGUGAUUUGUAGAACUUACCCGUCACGCUCUUGUUUUCUCCUUGAUCAUGUUUGAUUCAUUUCGGAAAGGUCAGGUCAGGCUGAGUAAGCGGGUUAGUUCAAAUCAAUUAACAAGUUGAUUUUUUGAAAAUUAAAUUUGGUAUCCAAAUUUCUUUUUUUAUUACAAUUUAGUACUUAUUUUUUUUUUGUUGCAAAUAGGUUAAAAAAAUUUGAGGAUUGAUAUUCGUCGCUCUAAAACUCUUUAUUCGUCGCCCUAAUAUUCAUUAAAAUGACUUAAGUAUCCUUAGUCCAUGAUCAUUUGCCUGAAGGUAAACACGAAAGCGAAUACAUAACAAAACAUAUUGGCUAUUCUUCAUACACAAUGUUCUGGUUUCCGUGACGGAAUCAACUAAAGAGGCAGGCAUGGUGAUGAUCAGUAGUGGGAAUCCUUAUAUGAAAGCCAUGCAAUGUAGAAGCAGAAAUGAACCCUUAUCUGAAACCCAUGUAUAAGCAGAAAUGGUUGGCGACCUGCCCCCGAGCUCUUCGGCGACGGGCCGGUGGAUUGGGGAAUCACGGCUGGUCGGAUUCUUUCUCAGUAAUGAUAGGAGGACGGCGAGGUGGGGGGAAUGGGAGCGGCAGCGGGUUGCGCCGAACGACAGCGGUUGUCCAAGUUAGGGAUUACAGAUUGAAUUUGGGUUGGGGGAACGGUAGCGGUCGUUGGACGAGGCGCGGCGGUGGGUUGUGGGAAUAGCAGCGGUAGUCCAAAUUAGAGAUUACGGACCGAAUUUGGAUACAAGGAUAUAAUUGUCAAUUUAGUACAAUUUAGGGCAAUAUAAUUUAAAUUUUAGUGCGACGAAUAGCGAUUCAAAAAAAUUUAUGAGAAAUUUAUGUUUUAGUACCAUUAUAUAUUUUUCUUACAUUAUAGUACCUUGAACUUUAAAGUUUUACAAACAUGUCAAAUAUGUUGGUAGUUGGUACCCUAUCCUCCCUCAAUUUCAAAUCACUAGUAUUACAAUUUAGUACCUUAUAUCACCAAAAGAUGACGUGACCCUAAACUGACUAUGUAGACAAACUGAUCCAGUUUGAUCCUCACGGUUGGUCGAACUGGGUCAAUGAAUAUAUAGGCAGUGGCGGAGCCACUUGGAGACCCCCCUUGGGUUUGGAGAAUUUUUUUUCGAGUAGAGAUAUAUACAAAUUCGAACCAAUGACCAUUCAGUUGCAGGAAGAAUUUCUUAUCAUUUCGAUCGAGUGAGUUUUGUUAUGUAAUGCACUUUCGUCUUUAUUUAUAGUAAUAAAUUGUUGUCUUUUGUUUAAACUCGCUCAAUUUUUUUUUUGUAGCUCUACAACAGAGAAAUUUCUUGUCUUUUGUUUAAACAAAGUUGAAAGUGAAGAAGUACCAAUUGAAGUUCACUUGUUUGUUUCACAAAAUCAAUUCCAAGGUACUUAUGAGUUCUAAUUUGUAAUAUUUGAUGAAUGGAAGUCUUGAUUUGUAUGUACUGAACUUAUUUGUUUGACGUUGUAACUGGUGUACGUGAAACUCUUUUAAUGUAAUUGUAUGAAUUUAGAGUAUUGCGUUGUUGACUUUUUGUUUAAUUUAAAGUUGACUUUUCUAUUGUAUAUGUGAUUUUUUAUGAUAUGAUAAAGACACCCACUUAGCCAAUUUUCUGGCUCCGCCACUAUAUAUAGGACCAGACUUACAACCCUCAUUCACGAGACUGCGAAAGUUCUAGUUAUCUCUAAGAAGAAUUACAAUAGCUUUGAUUAUGAUCAGGUGUAAGACUAGACAAGAUCACUUUUUAAGGCUGUAACAGUAUUAGGACUAGAUUGCAUCUGUGUAUGAUUAGCUAGUGUAUUUUAUGCUUGAUUAGGAAUCGUUACAUAAUUUAUUAUUCAAGUCUUAUAGGAAAUCAUUAUGAUUUCUUGCUCAUUCUCUUUUUUUCUUCUCUAAUAUUGGUAUAUAAUGUCGAUAUCUUUGAUUGAGCUCCUCCUAACUUUUAGCGGAUUCAAUGAAUACGAAAUGUCUCUUCGUGUAAUCCUAUAUAUUCUACAUGAUUACCUAAGUCAUCCCUAAUAAACUAAUCAAGGUCCUAGGUUAGUACAUUAUUAUACUACUAGUGAGGCCGAAAACGAGUCGACAAAAUCCUAAUCACGAUAAUUGCUAAGACCAUCAUCAUUAACUUGGCAUUUUUAGGCGGUUGACAUGAGGUGAUCAUCGUGGUGAUCAUCUCCCACCCAUUGACAAAAGUUACCAAAAACAAUUCAUAACUAUUUGUGAUUUUCCUUCAUUUUAAAAUUACACAAUAUAAAUACACACAUUAGCU